AUGGAUCGGGCAUACCCAAGUGAUCUUUAUACACCUCUGAAUGAAGCGGCCAAUGAAAUUCGACUUCUAACCUUUGAAGAUUCGAGUUCGCGGCCAAGUCGCAUACAUUGCCGGCUUACUGUUCAUUCCCUCGAUAGCAUCAGCGACAGCUUUCGUAGACAUCUUGUUGCUAAAGGCAAUCCAAGCCAGCUGCGCAGAAAAGAUGUGAUAGAAUGGGCGGUCCAGUCUAACAUUGAAAGAAAUGACCCUACGGCCUCGCUGUCGGACGAAGCUUGUCAUUUCGAAUGGGGAUGUUACGACACCCUCUCUUACGUUUGGGGCUCCAAGAUUAGUCGUGAGCGCAUCGUGGUCAAUGGCCACAAGGUAUCGGCGACGGAGAACCUCGUCGGCGUGCUUAGAAACCUAUCCAAAACAGGGCAGUAUAGAGGCCGACACAGACUCUGGGUGGACGCACUCUGCAUCAACCAGACGGAUGAGCGGGAAAAGACGUCACAGAUCAAAAAGAUGCGCUACAUCUACAGCGUGGCCUGGCGUGUAGUAUCCUGGCUGGGCGAGGACGGCAAUGCGAGCAAUGCCGCCUUUGACCUGCUUGAAAAGUUUGCCGACAUUGCCCGCCAGGUCGGCAAGCCGGCGUUCGGGGAGCUCCCGCUACCCUCAGGGCUCUUCUUUGGCGACUACUUUUACGGGCUCAAUGAGUUGAUGCAGCGGCCGUAUUGGUCGAGGCUGUGGAUCGUCCAGGAACUGGUGCUGGGCUCUUCGUCGGUGGUCUUGCGUUGCGGGGAGCGCGUUCUGGGUUGGAAGACGUUCUGUUCUGGGAUCAAUAUCUUGAACAGAGCCGACAUGUGGGUCAUCAAGGACCAGCUCUUGAAAAUGGAGCACAAGGCGAGAGGACUUGGAGGUUCUCGUUACCACGCCGUGUUUGGCACGCUAUAUAUACAUCUCGUGCACAAGGAUAUCCAGGUAUUGGCACACUAUGAGGAGACACAAGGAGGCGGAAAUCUGAGUCUCCGCCGCCUGUUGGACAUUGCCUGUGGAUCGGAUUGUACGGACAUGCGAGACAAGGUGUUUUCCCUCCUCGGCAUGAUGGAACCGCAAAUCGCGAGUACCGUAGUUCACGACUACUCCAACCCCCCGUCGACACUCUUCGCCACCGUUACUCGAUCCUUCAUCACGCAUUACAACGACCUGGAACCACUGCGCGAAGGCAACCCAUGGUCUAGGACAGGCACACCAUCAUGGGCCGCCGACUGGACGUGGGAUGGUCGUUUGCGAUAUUCCCGACCCGAAACUCCUCUCUGGGGCUUUUGGAACGUCUGGAACGAACAACCGAUUGAUGCGCGGAGGCUGUAUCGCGCAGCAGGCGACAAAGUAGCCCAGUACACAUUUAUUGACGAAAAGGUACUGAAAUGUAGAGGUUUUGUCGUGGAUGUCGUCACGGGCCUGGGCGCCGUGGGCUCGGGAUACUUUGCCUGGGAUGCCUCAGCCACGGAGCAAUGCUUGUCCUGGCAAAGCAUCUACGGCGGCCCAGAGGAAACAGCGAUUGCCCUGUACAAAACCCUCGUGCUGGACUGCGUGGUAGCAGGUCAGCCGGCCGAGGACCGGCAUGCUGCGAUUCUGCAUCUACCCAGGAAGUUCUCCUUGGCCCAGCCGCAGUUUCAUCAGCGUCAAUGGCAGUGGAUGGCGUCGCAAAGGGGGUACUAUUUCCGCUGGCAACUAUGGCGUGCUGCUCAUGAUGAAAUCGUCAUGGGAAACAUGCGCCUGGGGGAUUUCUUCAGCGACGAGCUGCUGGACGGCGCAACAGAACAAGACUAUGCCGAAGUCUAUGGCGGGUUUGACCGGACGGGCAAGGAGAGGCGGUUCAUGCUUACGGAACGGGGCUAUCUUGGCUGGGCGCCAGACAACAUCGCAGGUGGAUUUGGGGAACAGACACGAAGGGGCGAUUUGAUAUGCAUCAUCUUUGGGUGCUCUACCCCCUUGAUCAUACGCCCAACCAUUUCGGGCCAGUACCUUAUCGUCGGGGAAGCAUAUGUCCAUGGGCUAAUGCGUGGAGAGGCGCUCGACUUCCUUGACGCCAAGCAAUGCCAUGUGCAGGACUUUACUUUUGUUUAA
This is a messenger RNA of Pestalotiopsis fici W106-1, 2109 nucleotides long. RefSeq lists its product as uncharacterized. The record is from RefSeq and is a predicted model, not a curated record. The transcript has a single exon. NCBI's taxonomy places the organism in Eukaryota, Fungi, Ascomycota, Sordariomycetes, Amphisphaeriales, Sporocadaceae. Bases 1 to 2109 code for a protein of 702 amino acids.